AUCAUCCAGGGGCUGCUUGUGACUCAGAAGAUCACAUUUCCAUAACAAUGAAUGAGUUUUCUUUGUUGUCUUCUGGCAUUAUUGUCUUGAAAGAGCAGGAGGAGGCUUCUAAAGAGGAAACACAACAUCGUGGUGUCCUGCUUCUAAAAUUGCACUUUAAAAAAAGAAAGAAGUCUUUGUCUUAUUUCAAUGUUCUUAACGGGUCACUUUUUAGAAAUGUCAGUCAUGGAUUUAUCACCUGCUGGUUCCUGCACUUGCUGGGAAAUGCUAAUAUGCAUGAUGUUUUUUUCAAUAAUCUUUUUUGGGAGGAAACACAGACAACGGGGGAAAGAGUUUAUCUUAUUGGUUCAGCUGACAACACAGCGACCCGCCCACCUCUCCUCCUCCUGUCGGUCUCUUUUGUUGUGCUUGCUGCCAAUGGUUUGGCCCACAAAGCCGGUCACUGCUGGCCACGCUGCCAUGGCAACCAGGAAAGACUCUCCGCCGUCAGCCGAGUCGUGUGAGUGUGAAUGUGUGAAUGUGAAUGAGUGACUGUGUGUUGUGUUUUGGGGCGCAGAAAGAGCAGAACCAGGUGAGCCGGAGUCCAGACGGACCACAACAACACGGGGGGGGGGGCUGGUUUUGACCUUUUCACCUUCAGUUGGACCGUUCCCUCGUCGUCCUCCGGGCUCGUGAGUCUCUGGCUCGUGUGUUAAUGUGUGACCUGAAGAAUGCGGUGUGUGAAUGUGUCCGGUGUGUGAAGACGCUUGGUAAAUGCUCAGUGAGUGGACGUGUCUGUAUGUGAAUGGUGGAAUGUGUGGACUUUUAAAAACUGUGUGUUGUGCCAGGAGCAGCCGGCCCCUCGAUGGCCGCCGGCGCCGCGGCGCCCCUGCCUCCGGUGAAGAGCGUGGUGGUGUUCAGGAACGGAGACCCCUUCGACAGCGGGCGCCGGUUCGUGGUCAACCAGAGGCAGGUGGCCACCAUGGAGGCCUUCCUGACCGAAGUGACCCACGGCAUCGGGGCGCCGCUCGCCGUCAGGACCCUGUUCACGCCCAGACGGGGCCACCGGGUCCCAGAGCUCCGGGACCUGCAGACGGGGGCCCAGUACGUCGCCGCUGGCUUUGAGAGGUUCAAGAAGCUGGAUUACUUGAACACCAAUAUGAGAAAGCACCCUGCGGCCCGUGAAGAAACCCAGGCCAGAGUCCCCCAGAGGCCAAACGUUUCAGCCAAAUGGAGGAAGUUUGUACCUCUACCUUGCAUUUUACACGUUUUCCGGAAUGGAGAUCUCCUCUGUCCACCGUUCCGGUUCAUCAUUCCCCGGAGCCUGCAGCCGGACCUGGAGAAGAUCCUGAGUCUGGUCACAGAGAAGGUCAGCUUACGAACUGGAGCCGUGCGCAGGUUGUGCUCUUUGGAAGGAGCGACGGUGUCCUCGGCUCUGGAACUGGAGACGGGCCGCUGCUACGUUGCCGUGGGAACCGAGAGGUUCAAGAAACUUCCAUAUGUGGAGCUGUUGCUUUCCAAAGCCACAGAGAGAUAUAACCCAGGAAAGAGAAGGCUGUUUGUGAGAAACGAGAACAGGGACGCACGGAGCGGUCCGGAAGACCAGUUCAGCGACUCGGCCCUCCUCAACUCCCCAGAGUCAGACGGUCGGAGGGUGAAGUCGACGGGAGACGAAGCUGCAGCUCCAUCAGGCGCACAGCAGAGGAGCAAGAGAGGAGGAGGAGGAGGAGGAGGAGGAGCAGAUGAGAUCUCUGCGUUCUUCGCCAGGCCGGUCAAGAUCCGCACCAACAAGGGGGGACAGCCGAGACCCCCACCCGGCAACGGAUCCGUGCAGCCCAGCGCGUUCAGAAGAGCAGGCCGCAGGAGGAGAGAGGAGGCGCGAGGGGCCGAGGAGGUGCAGGAGGACGAAAACACGAGGACGGAGCUCCCCGUCGACCAGAGAGCGGCAGAAACAGUGGAGGAGGAACCAGACGGCCGGAACACACAGCAGAGACGUUCACAAGUGAUGGAGAACGCGCUGCCCGGUGGGAGCGAUCGCAAUGGAAAACAGGUACAUCCUCCGUCAUCUGAGCAGGAGGCUGCGACACAGAGGACCGAGGAGUCUGCUGCUGGAUGUCUGGAGCCGGAGCCGAAGCAGACGUCGUUAAAGUCGAGGCCUUCUUCAUCAGCCUCUCAGCCACAGACUGGAGAAGACGAGGCAAGCCCACAACCGAGCUCAAUGAAAUGUGUGUUUGAUUGCUUUUUUUGUGUUUGUUUUUUACAGCGUCUUAAUUUAUUUUAACAGGAGAGCUUCCAGAACCAUCAUCAGGACGACUGAUGAAUAACAAGCACAUAACAUGUGUCAAAGAGGUUGCAUCAUCAUAAACAGCAGAUGAAUGAAUGUUUGA
Pseudoliparis swirei is the source of this 2366-nucleotide messenger RNA. RefSeq names its product doublecortin domain containing 2B (gene dcdc2b). The transcript is spliced from 13 exons. The coding region runs from base 845 to 2260 and encodes 471 amino acids. Gene Ontology annotation, cellular component: microtubule; microtubule organizing center. The record is from RefSeq and is a predicted model, not a curated record. Gene Ontology annotation, biological process: intracellular signal transduction. Lineage: Eukaryota; Metazoa; Chordata; Actinopteri; Perciformes; Liparidae.